This is a messenger RNA of Dermacentor silvarum, 2292 nucleotides long. Its product is annotated as E3 ubiquitin-protein ligase Topors. Bases 550 to 2241 code for a protein of 563 amino acids. Gene Ontology annotation, biological process: protein monoubiquitination; protein polyubiquitination. Gene Ontology annotation, molecular function: ubiquitin protein ligase activity; metal ion binding. The record is from RefSeq and is a predicted model, not a curated record. NCBI's taxonomy places the organism in Eukaryota, Metazoa, Arthropoda, Arachnida, Ixodida, Ixodidae. The transcript is spliced from 2 exons.
AGUGGCAGCCAUGGCGUGUCCGGUUUCUUGCCUGCCUGCGAUAGGCACUGGCAUGGCACAAGUAUAUGGCCUUCGAGAUUUUAAAAUGUUGCCUUUAAUGGCCUUCGAGAUGACAACUUCACGCGCUGUUGCUAUGGUUGCUACAACUCAACGUCACAAUCUCAAAUAUUAUCAAAACCUGACGCAUAUUAGGAAAUGUGGCGUAGUGCUAUGAAGUUGAACAGCACCUAAUAACAAUAGGAUGCUUUUCCUUCCUCCAUGCACCUGCGUGAGGAGAGUGGCAGUCGAUGGUAGCCGUAAUCGCCCGCAUAAUACGCAGCCAAUCCAAGCCAACAUAAAUUUCGCAUUUCUUAAACGGCCUGCGCUUCUCUCCUGCUUUUUGGUGUUUUGAGUGUUUGAGCUACUGUUCGUACGUUGCAUCCGCCUUUUGCCUGUGAACGUUACUUGGCUUGUGUGUACCUAGCAGUUGUCAGCCUGUGAACUUUUCCCAAAUGUGAACCUGGUUGUAACCGACUUCUAGGCUCGGCUGCACUUGUAUGCAGAAUUAAGAUGGCGGCUGCAUGUUCCCCGCCGUGGCACCGCAUCGAAGACUCGCCAGAUGGCGACUCUGCGGGUAGUCCUUCUGGCUCAAAACUGGGGCCGACCGAUGCUACGCCAGAACGACCGUCGAGCCGCAACACCAGCUCCCCGGAAGAUAGCUGCGCCAUUUGCUUGGGAGCGCCUCAGAACAAAUCAUUCACCGACAGCUGCUUUCACCAGUUCUGCUUUGCCUGCCUUGCUGAGUGGGCCAAAGUCAAAGCCGAAUGUCCCCUCUGCAAGCAGCGGUUCAAGAGCAUCAUCCACAGCGUGCGCUCGCUCGAAGACUACGACCAGUACUUUGUCAGUGACCUGCAACGUGCCCCGGCGUAUUCGAUGCAGGUGGUUUUUGAGAGGAGGUUUCGGUUCUCCACCACGAUGACCGCCGAGCGGCGGCAGGAACUGGAGGCAAUGCGGCAGCGGCAAGAGCGUGAGAGGCAGACUCGGCACUCCUCCGCAACUCGCCGAAAUCAGAAUCGCUACCUCCCCAGGGGGGCCACAACAAGUGUCGAGAGGUUUCAGCUGUAUGCAUCAGACUUGUGGGCUGUUCCAAGCUUGGCGCAAUACCGUGAAGCAUCGCCCGAGUUCUACCGUGAGAACCCGGCUUGCACCCACCGUUUGGUUCCCUGGCUCAACCGUGAGCUUAAUGCAUUGAUGCAGCAGAAUCGAAGUCGUAUAGUGGCUGCCAUGGAUCACGUCAUGUCGUUAAUCCUGAAUUUAGACAUCAGGCAUCCUGACUUUGCUCAGAACAUAGAACCUUUCCUCCAUGACCAUACAGAGCACUUUGUCCACGAGUUCUUUUUAUUUGCUACAUCAGUGCAUGACAUGGCUGCAUACGACCAACACACAGCGUACACCUCGCGCUCCGAGGCUUGCUCUCGGGCGGACCCUGUCAGUUGGUUCAGACGGUCCUUGCGAGAGUCGGAACGAGCAGCUGCGCUGGAAUCGCACGCUGCACCAGUUGCUGAACGGCAUGACUCACCUCAACCGGGCCCCAGCGGACUCGCUGUCGCAAGGGAGGUGGUGGUUGCAACAUCCGUGGACAGCGAUAGUGACUCUGACAGCUCGGACUGCAUUGUGGUGAAAGUGGUCAAGCCGGGGGAGAGAACUGUCGUGAUUGAUCUGGUGUCUUCUGAUGAGGACGAUGCCUCUGCACGUGGAAGUCGUCAGGCAGGCCCAUGCAACCAGGAUGCGAGACCGAGCCGUUCAAGUCGGCCAUUGGAAGACCGUAAGCCUGUCGAACGUCAUGCCGCAAGUGACUCAUCGUCGAGCGACACAGAUGACAAGUAUCCUCUGAGACGGCACUCACAAGGACAUGCACAAGAGCAUUCAAAGCCAGCGCGCGACAGGCGACGAACUCCAGACAGCCGUGGGUCUUCCUCACGGUCUCGGCAAAGGCGGCAGAGACACGUGCGGCAUGCUGCAGACACAGGCCAUGGCUCAAACAGCCGGAGUAGUACGACGUCGGACGAUGAUAGCCAGCACUCUGGUCGGCGGAGAAAGCUGGUCAGCGUUGUUGGUGCUGUGAAUAUCGCUAGUAAGUCGCGCGACGCAUCACACCACGAGCGACAUCAUUCCCGCCACCAUCGCCACGAGCACAGGUCUAGGAAAAAGUCUACGAAAAAACAUAAGCACAAGAGGCACAGUUCCUCGCGUGAUUUUUAGCUCUAUAUGUUUAUGUAUAUAUGUAAAUUAAAUCGCAGCUUUUUUUAUAUA